Periconia digitata is the source of this 2265-nucleotide messenger RNA. The record is from the annotation of a GenBank genome assembly. Lineage: Eukaryota; Fungi; Ascomycota; Dothideomycetes; Pleosporales; Periconiaceae.
GAUAAGAUGGCCAAGUCGGUUGCCGUCAUUGGAGGAGGUCCUGCUGGCCUUGUUGCUGCCAAAACCUUGCUUCAACAUGCAGGCAGCUCCAAAUUUAACGUCACUGUCUUUGAAGCAGCUGAGCGAGUGGGUGGUAUGUGGAGAGGCAUGCCUGGCGAGAUGGGCAAUUACUGCAGCCCUGAGAUGCGGACAAACCUGAGCCGCUACGCGGUAUCCUUCUCAGAUCUGUCAUGGUCGUCAGUAGACUUAUCCGAUCCUUCCACUGGCUCAAAGAAUUCUGGAUCGCCCCCGAUGUUCCCCAAGGCCUGGCAGGUUGGCCGCUACCUAGAAGAAUAUGUCAGGAAGUUCUCGUUGAGCAACAUUAUCAGGUUGAACAGACGUGUCACCGCUGCAGAUCUUGUUGGCGACCCUGGAACAUGGAGAGUAACCUCAAUUGAUAGCCUGACACAAGUGGAGUCGACCGAGUCUUUCGAUUAUCUGAUCGUUGCCAGUGGUUUCUUCGAUCGGCCUGCACAGCCUAUUCUCCGCACUCAAUCGACCAGCUCGGAACCUCCCACCACCACUAUACAGCACUCGUCGCAAUUCCGGGACGUUUCAUCCCUUACAGACAAGCCUGGUAAGAUCUUAGUCAUUGGUGGUGGAAUCAGCGGUGCGGAGGCCGCAGCUACUGCAGCUCUCCAGCUAUCGAGCGCGAGGUAUAGUCCCGGCAAGGACAAGCCCUCGUGGGCCGGCAGUGUAAUUCAUCAUGUCAUGAGUCGGCCAUUCUAUUGUCUUCCCCGUUAUCUUCCUCGGAAUCCAUACAACCCGGCCAUUCAGGGACACAAUCUCUCGCCUUACUUUCUGCCUUUAGACCUCAUCGUGUACAAUCUAAGUGGGAGAGGUGAUGGCCCAAUACAUCCUUCCAACGGCCUGAUGCCGCCUGACAAGGCACAAAAGGCUCAUGAGGCUAUUCGGUUUCUGCUCGGCGGCGAUCAGCGUGACUCAGGUCGUGAGGAACUUGUUUGCAAGCCCCACGUUACGCAGUACCCUGUUUUCACAGCCAUAUCUGAUACCUACAUGGGCUAUGUCAGGUCUGGACUCAUUGUACCGAUCAAAGGUCGAGUGGAAUCUAUAACACAGCAUGCCGAUCAGUCAUCCCUCGGCGAGCGUUACAUUGCUACAAUCAUCUCCGAGGGUAUCUUUGCGGAUGAGACAAAGAAUCGCAGUACUGUGGACAAUGUUGUCGGUGUUAUUGAAGCUACCGGCUACCAAGUGCAUCUCGACUAUCUUUCGAACCGGGUAAAAGAGAGGCUGGACUACGACCCCGAAUGCUCCCGCGUGCCGUUUUUGCUCUCUUCCGGCUCCAUAUUCAAUCCCAACGUCACUGGCAUGGCUUUUGUUGGGUUCUACGAGGGGCCAUAUUGGGAGGUGAUGGAAACGCAGGCUCGCAUUGUUGCACAGGCAUGGGCUGAUACAUCGGCGCGUGAGACAAAAGCGCCAGACAUGGACAUGUCUCAAUCUCGUUCUGUGCGAGAAGCUGUAAAGCGUGGUGCUCCAGAGGUUCCCCAAUUCUGGAUGGCAGACUACGUUGGCCUAGUAGAGGAAUUCGCAAGGAUCGCAGGUGUGGUACGACACGAUCUGAGCUUCGACGGUCGGCGGGAAGGUCCGGCUUUCCCAGCACGGUAUUGUGCUACGGACAAUGAAGAAGCUCUGAGCGUGGUUCGCGAGGUUGCAGACACCCUUCAAGCAUCGGAGCACAAUGCGCGUUUCAUCGCCGCGGCUGCUUUUCGAGCCAUGCAGGGUGAAUGGGUUCUACGAAGAAAAAUUGACUCCCGUCACGCCGCGAUGCCAGGCGGCACUUUCAAAGGCAAAGCACACCUGCAUCCCCGAGUCCCUACAGCGGACGCAUACACAGCCGAAUACCUGUACAUAGAGGAAGGCAAUCUGACGAUGGACAAUGGGCUGUCUUUCGCUGCUUCGAGACGCUAUGUCUACCGAUAUCGGGAAAGUACAGAUACGAUUACGGCCUGGUUUGUUGAAGAAGAUGGCUUGACCACAAGCACGCUCUUCAAUACCUGGGAGUUCUACGCCCCGGAGGAUACACAAAAAGGUUGGUUGGCGAAGGGGCACCACUGGUGUACCCCAGACACAUACAAGAACAAUUGCGAGUUCCGCUUCCAAGGUGUCAAUCUGGAAUCUUUUGGAAUUACCUACGAGGUUUCCGGGCCGAAGAAGGAUUACUCACAUGAGAGUUGGUACAGCCGGUCCCCGUUGGCUAGCGUAUAA